This is a messenger RNA of Neoarius graeffei (lesser salmon catfish), 780 nucleotides long. It is a transcript of the gene timm23b, whose product is annotated as translocase of inner mitochondrial membrane 23 homolog b (yeast). Gene Ontology annotation, molecular function: transmembrane protein transporter activity. The record is from RefSeq and is a predicted model, not a curated record. Gene Ontology annotation, biological process: protein import into mitochondrial matrix. Gene Ontology annotation, cellular component: mitochondrial inner membrane; TIM23 mitochondrial import inner membrane translocase complex. NCBI's taxonomy places the organism in Eukaryota, Metazoa, Chordata, Actinopteri, Siluriformes, Ariidae.
AUGAUUCACCUGCUUGUGGAGGUGGUAGUCGUAGAAGUGGUGGUGGUGGUUGUAGAAGUGGUGGAGGAGGAGGAGGUAGUCGUAGAAGUGGUGGUGGUUGUAGAAGUGGUGGAGGAGGAGCUGGUAGUGGUGGUGGAGGAGGAGGUGGUAGUCGUAGAAGUGGUGGUGGAGGAGGAGGUAGUCGUAGAAGUGGUGGAGGUGAUGGUAGAAGUGGUGGAGGUGGUUGUAGAAGUGGUGGAGGAGGAGCUGGUAGUGGUGGUGGAGGAGGAGGUGGUAGUCGUAGAAGUGGUGGUGGAGGAGGAGGAUGCAGAUGAGUUAAUUUUGCCCACUGGUGCCAACAAGACAAGAGGACGCUUUGAGUUGGCUUUCUUCACCAUUGGCUCAUGCUGUAUAACCGGUGCACAGUUUGGAGCCAUCAGUGGAUUACGCAUGGCUUGGUCUAAACCUCAUAAUGUACAGAUACUAAACCUGGUGACCCGUCAGGGAGCUAUAUGGGUGAUCACUCUGGGUUCAGUGGCUCUAUUGUGCAGUGUAUUUGGUGUGAUUAUCGAAAAAAACAGAGGAGCCGAGGAUGAUCUCAACACCAUGGCCAAUGGCACAAUGACUGGCAUCCUCUACAAAUCCCCAGGGGGUCUGCGUGGAGCAGUUCGAGGAGGCAUGGUCGGCUUUGCAUUAUCAGAACUGUAUGCCUUGUACAAUAACUGGGACCAUGUGAAAGGCAGCUCCCCCAGAUUUUAUCAAGAAUAAAAUGUUCACUUGGUGCAAAUUUUCACUUCAUGU